Messenger RNA from Topomyia yanbarensis, 6105 nucleotides. It is a transcript of the gene Hydr2, whose product is annotated as abhydrolase domain-containing protein 2. Gene Ontology annotation, molecular function: monoacylglycerol lipase activity; acetylesterase activity. The transcript has 6 exons. Bases 543 to 1754 code for a protein of 403 amino acids. Gene Ontology annotation, biological process: medium-chain fatty acid catabolic process; steroid hormone receptor signaling pathway; medium-chain fatty acid biosynthetic process. The record is from RefSeq and is a predicted model, not a curated record. Lineage: Eukaryota; Metazoa; Arthropoda; Insecta; Diptera; Culicidae. Gene Ontology annotation, cellular component: sperm flagellum; sperm plasma membrane.
CUUCGAAGGGGGGUGGUGCCAUGGUGGUGAAGCAAUCGCUUGGUAUUGGUAUUUUUUUCAGCCAGCCCUGCCUGUUAGAUCGGCGGUUGAUUUCAGUCUAAUGGUGCGUUUCGAAAGUAGUAUACGGUUUCGCGAGUGGUUUUAGUAUAUAGACGCGUCCUAGUGCAUUUUCCAGUCAGCAGCUAUCUACAUCACAAGUUCACCCUACCAGGUUGGACGGCUCACGUGUAGAAAACAGUAGGCUGAUCUCAGCAGUGGCGCGUGGAAAACUGAUUGUUGGUACUCUUUGCGGAUGCCAAAUUUUUCCUUCCAUUGUUUCUACUGGAUGUUUUCGUUUGAUUAUCUCACCCGCACGGGUGACUGGAGUGUUUGCGAGUGUGAAAUCGUAAUGUGUUCUCCAGUAAAAGUGCAAAUUUUGUAGUGUGCCAUGGAAAAAGAAAAUUGCUAAGUCUAACCGUAAAUAUCGAGCGAAAGAAAGUUCCGUGAAAAUAAAUCAAGCGGAUUUUUUCCGUUCCCAACAAAACGCACAACAAUCUGGAACAAUGUCGCCUGCAUUCCUGGCGGUGAUUGCCGUCAUUCUAUGUAUUUUGUUCCGAAUAUUGAAUGUCAGCAGUCAGCCGCAGAUUCCACAUCUAUUCUGCCGGGAUGGUCAGUUCAUGGAGUGUUUCAACAAAAUCGCACCGAUGCUGAGAGAGCCGUACAUUCCAACACGCCUAUGGGGCUUCAGCGGUCACAUCCAAACAAUAAUCCACAGCAUCGUAGGCCGUGUGAAGUGUCCCUGGCCACUAGGAGAACGAGUUUACCUCGCCCUCGCAGACGGAUCGACGCUUACCUACGAUUUGUAUCAGCCGCUAAUAAACACUGCCGAAGAUGAUAUUACGGUUGCCAUCUGUCCUGGGAUCGGCAACUCUUCCGAAUCAGUAUACAUACGGACUUUCGUCCAUUACGCACAAUGUCACGGUUACCGAUGUGCCGUGCUGAAUCACAUCGGAGUUCUGGACAGUGUUCAGGUCACUUCUAGUCGUAUUUUUACUUACGGCCACACCGAUGAUUACUCGGCAAUGAUUAGCAACCUGUUGAAGAAGUACCCGACGACCAACGUCGUCUCCGUAGGCUUUUCGUUGGGCGGUAACUUGAUAUCCAAAUAUCUAGGCGAAACAGAGCGACCAACCAAUAUCAUCGGUGGUGUUUCGAUUUGCCAGGGGUACAACGCUGUCAUUGCCACCCAAUGGUUACUCAAGUGGCAAAAUUUCCAUCGCUUCUAUCUGUACGUUCUGACAGAAAAUGUGAAAAGUAUUAUCAUGAAGCACCGGCACGUGCUUCUGGCGGAUGACAUCAAGCAGCGGUAUAAGUUGAAUGAGCGUGAUAUCGCCGCGGCGGCCACGCUGCCCGAGCUGGAUGAAGCUUACACACGGCGGGUGCACAACUUCAAAACCGUCAAGGAUAUGUACAGUUGGAGCAGUUCGGUUAACUAUUUAGCUAAUAUUAAGCGACCAAUGGUGUUUGUGAACGCGAGGGAUGACCCACUGGUGCCGGAUGUGCUACUUUCCUCGAUCAAAGAAUUUUCAACAACAUACAACAAAUCCUUGUACAUCGAACUGGCUAACGGUGGACAUCUAGGAUUCUAUGAAGGCGGCCUUAUCUAUCCGAACCCGGUUACAUGGUUGGACCGAGCCCUUGUGGCACUAAUCGGUGGCAUUGUGAUGUCACACAACGAUCUGUUGGUGGCGAAACAGAGCGCUACUAUUAUCUAAGAUUCGCUAACAUUCCCCUCGCCAACUUCCAGCUACUGUUACUCCAACAACCGAAUCACCGACUGGUUGCACCGAUGGCUGUCGCCAGUUUUGACGAUACCAUCGACGCCUUCGCUUCGUGGUGUUUUCAUCGCGUUGCUCAAACUGCUCCUUUCCACCGUUCGUCGGCGGAAAUCCGUGUUCACAUCAAUUUCCUCGUCCGUAGUGACGACACCCGCCACGAGGGAGUAAUUUUAUUACACAUAUUUAAAUCUUAUUUUACGGCUUGACUCUUGACGACAUUUGGCGAAGGGAAUGGAGAACUGGACAACAAAUUUGUAUAUCCAUUUUUAAAAUAGCACAAUAUUAAAUGAGUUUAUCGUAGCUUAAAAAAAGUCCAGUGUUAAAAAUUGACGAAAUGUCGCUAAAAUCAUAAAUCGUACAUUGAUGUGCCCUUUGUUAAGCUUUUUACGAAUCCAUUUUUGAAUCUGAUUUUUAAGAAAAACUAAACAAGUGAGAACGUAUCUCUACGAAUAAAUAAAUGUACUAUCGAUAAUCGAUAAAUGUUAGUAGGAUAAGUUUUGUAAUGCAUACACAUGAUACAUUGAAAUUCAGACUCAAUUUUCGAUAUAUUUUCCAUUUUAGUAUUCUUGAGAAUCCAACAGUAGGUACUACCUAAUAACUAUACUAUUAUAAUACGCCUGCACCAAGAACCGAAGUGAAAGAAGCCAAGUUUUAUGUCAGAAAAAAUACUAUAAGUCCUAGCUGUGUCAAGAUUAAUCUACCGUUAAUAUACAUUUUGGGUAGUGAAAUAAUACUAUGUUCUCCAAAGUUUCUUUCGUUACAAAAGGUUUGUUAGAAUAGCUUCUUAGGGUGAAUAUGAGAGUAAUUUCUAUGUAUCACACCAUCAUUUGGUCGACAUUAAGUCAGACCGGACUAAGUCGCAAAAUCCUAAAAAAUGAGAUUAUUAUAGCAUUGAAUAAAGAAUUUCUUCGGCUUCAUUCGACUUUUGCAAGAUUUGAAAUAUGUUAUAAUAAGCAAGAAUUAGGGCAAAAAUUAAUUUAAAAUUAUAACGCUAUAAGGAUGCGGAGAUUCAAACUUUAAACUCGUUUUUCUCGAAAUCAAUACAAUGUCACUUAGUUCAGUUUGAUUUAACACCGUCCAUUUGUAUUUCUCCUAAUUAUUAUUAUAACAAUCAAGCUUCUGACACAGAGUAUAUGUUGUAAUACUAUCAUUAUGUUCAUAGUUAUUUAACGAAUAUUAAUUAAAUUUGCCUGGCUGUGAUUUCAACAUUCAAUUACGCUACUGUACAUGCCAAAUGAACAUACAAACAAGAAUCAAAAGAAUUUCUGGCACAAUGUAACCGAUAGCGUCUAUUAUUUUCGAAGUUUCAUCAGGAUUAGAAAUCCUUUCUCUUGACAUUCAAUUGUUCUCGGCAGAAUAAUGAAUAUUAGGCCAUGUAUCCAGCAAGAAUCCACACUAUCAACUUUUUGGAAUAAAUUAAAGUUUAAGGGUACAUGUUCCAAUACCCACCAGUUUUAAAGGUCCCAUUAAAUCGACGAUCACCCAUUGGUUGAUAUAAUGCCGCAUCAGCUAUUAACUUACUCAGGUCAAACAAACAAAGCGUAUUUCUUCCGCAAAACUCCCCUGGUAUCAUUGUCCGGUUGAUUAGAUCAACAGUGAUCAAACAAAGCAAAAAUAUAAUUAAUUAAGUAGUUUAUCAGUUAAGCGCCACCAGGGGUAACUUGGCCCUAUACCCACUGCUCUGUCCUCGAUAUAUUGUGAUGUACGUUACGGAAUAUUGUUGGAUGACACAUUAUUAUACCCAAGUAGAAAUUUUCGUCCCGGCAACCACUUCAUAACUAGUUUCCCAGAAAAAAAAGUGUCAGAGUUAUGGAGCGGUUAAUGAAACAAAAAUUGCUACUUGGGUAUGAUGUGAUGGCUGGAAAGCAGCUCCGCCAUGCCAGUUGCAUUGACUCCCAGAUUGGCAGUUUUCAAAUCCGUUGGUUUUACACUAUGUAAAUAUUUAGAAAAUUCCAGGUUAGUUGGAUUCUCAGUAGUUGGCAAACGUUAUGUUCUACUUUUGUUGAUAUUCGCCAAGAUUAGUCAAGCAUUAGGAACUGUGAAUAAGCUUGUUGUGAUAAAUGUUUUCAAAAGAACAAAACACGGUUUCGAGUAACAAUUAAUAGAAGUAGAAUUCCGAUAGUUUAACCACAUAACUUCUUAUAUCAAAAAUUCCUUUUGUUAGUCAUGGAUUUGUUUUCGACUUGGGCUCAUUGGUACCUAGCAUACGAGCAUGUUAUUACAAGUGAUCCAACUGGUCUCAAACGUGCACAGGAAGUUUUGAUUGCUGAUAUUAUAGCGAAAUCGAAAAAUGGUUCGGCUAACAAGCCAAUGUGUUGCAAAGCAAAAUAGUCUUUGUUACACGACUAUAACGCACUUUCCAGAAUGUAUGAAGGUAAUGUUUUCUUAUUUUUCUCUAAAGGUUAGAUUAUAAGAGCUCUAGUUCAUUUAAAAAAAGUUAAACGCCGUCUAAACUAUUGCUUCGUUCAAACUGAUUUAAAGUUUGGAAUACGUUGAGUGGUCAACAAUAUCUCUACACUACAAUUUCUCUAUGAUGAAAACGGAUUCGAUAGUGAAUUGACUAAAGGGUUGAUGGAUUUUCUAAAUCGAUGAAACGAUCAGGCGUAUUUCUCAGGCCCCAGAUAUAUUUUUUUUUUCAUUUUGCAAGACGCUGCUAUCCAAAUUCGAAAGAGAAAUAUUUAAGGUAUGUGGUAUAUUGAACUGGUGCAGUUUAUUAUUAUGAGUUAAUAUUUUAGUUUUUUGUUUCUAAUCUCGAAACUAUUGAAAAUAUAUUUUAAAAAAUCAUUAUAGUACAAUAACAUGUACAGGCUAACACGGAUAUAAGGUUGCCUUAUCGUAUCUAAUAUAGGUUGUCACCUGGGAUUGUAAAGAAACAAGAAUAAAACAAUGUCAGAUCAUCUUGUGUAUGAGAAAAUAUAUUUCUAGGUUCAAAAAAUGAGAUGAAAACACAAUAUGAUUGUGCACGCAAGGACGGCUUCAUAUGAACAAAUAUGAGAGAAUUUUUCCAGUGUAAAGAAAUCUAUAAUAUAUACCUCGGUUGAAAAUGCUUUUAGUUUCUAUAAACCGCAGAUAACAGUUUCAUCGAUAUUGAAAAUAACUCAAUUCACUAUCAAAUGACCUCACUCAUAGGGAUCCCUUAUUCGUCUCAUUGUUUACUUUAGAUUUAUUUCUCGAGUAACAUAUGAUUAAGGUGUUGUAGCCAACUGUCAAAAUUCCCGAUAAACCGUAAAUCGCUGAUUAGUAGUAGACGAAGAAGAAAACCAGUCUUUAGCAUUAUAUGCUUAAAGAUAUGAUCGAGAAACGGUUCGUCCGGUACUUUUCCUCAAAGUACAAUGUGAUAGCUAACUUUAAGGCCAUGAUUAUGUGUUACUCAAGAUUUCAUUGAAUAAGCAACCAAAAUGAAUUGCGUUGACAUCGUUAUCAGUAACAAAAUUGGAGUGAAAAAAGUGAAAUACACGUGCUUGAGCGUUUCAAAAAUCGCUUCCUUUUUCAUACCACCAUUUUAUCCAAUGCGUUAAACAGAAGUAACAGAGUAGCUAACUAAUAUGUAGGCUUAAAUUAACAGGAUGAUAAGAGGGACUGAGAAGAAUGGGAGCUGUGUCGUGAGAAACCAAGUAUUCGUGCACAUAAAGAACCGUUAUGUUUGUGUUCUGUGUGGUAGAUUAUCACAAUCAAACUGAAAUUGUAAUUCAUUCCCAAUCAAUCAGCUGCGGAAGAUCGUACCUAAAUCGUAUAGUACGUACAGUUCAACAGGCCCAACGAGCUUGCAUUACAACGUAAGCCUUUUGUUAUUCGAAUUAGUAUCAAUGUUUGAUCACAGUCUACAACCUAUUUAGAUACAAACAAAUAAAAAACUAUACGCAGCAAGGUACUAUUUAGCGAACAAAAUAUAUUCCUUCAUAUAUUUAAUAACCUAUCGAUGUGUACCCAUAGUAAAUUAAAAGAAAACAAAGGCAGAGAGGAAUUUUGUAUCAUCCAAAUUUAUAGUAUAUUCCAAAACAGAGCAUAGAAGAAGACAUCAUGUUUAGUAAUGUAUGCCCGUACAUUGAUUGGAUGCAUGCAUGACUGCAAGCACAAACAACGCAACUACUAAAUGUAUAGGUUUUUGAACAUGCAGGGAGACAACAUUUCACCAAAUAUAUUGUAAAAGAAAAUGAAAGUGGAAUGAAGAAUGUUACAAACUCAACUAAAAGGCAUUUUUGCAAGCUAGCUUUAAUGGAAUUGAGAUGAUGCGUGAGAUAAAAUCCAGUAUAGUGACGAGCGAAUUACUAAAAUAAAAUAGUAUAAC